AUGCUGAGAUUGACCAAGUCAUGGAUGUUGGGAUCCAUAGCUAUUUGGCCGAGUAUUGCGAGCAAUCUUAGCCUGCCGUUCAACGGAAGAUUGGUUUCCUCGCUUCCAGUCAAGCUUGAGACAAAGUCGAGGCUCGAUUCUCAUCUUGCCAAUAUCCAUUUACGUUUCGACGAGUCUAUAGAUGGAGAGGUCACAUAUACCUAUGGCACAUGCUUGGCUAAAGAGCGCCGCGAUGCCCACCAUGUCGUAGGACGGAGCACCAGCUCACACCACAGACUCGUUUGGAAGAUCCCCAGGGACGUUGCUACAGAUGGUUGCAUCUCAGCGUGGGACUCUACGGGAUCUCUAGUUGGGCGAAGUGACGCUCAGAGCUUCCGACCCAACAAGCGUGCGAUGCAGAAGCGUGGCGAAAACAGCAUCGAGAUGACUAACGCUACCGGCAUUGACACGCUGGGUCCGUGGUUCGACGGUGUUGCCCUCCUUGAGAGCAAAACCUUAAGCGCGGUGGACGUGGCUGACGCCAAGUCGAAGGAGAUCGGCAUUGUCGGCGCGGGUAUGGCUGGAUUGAUGACAUAUCUCGUUCUCAGUCAGUCUGGCAUGGAGAACAUCAAGAUCAUUGAGGCCUCUCAGCGUCUUGGUGGCCGUGUGCACACCGAGUAUCUGAGCGGUGGGCCUUUCGACUACUCGUACCAGGAGAUGGGACCUAUGCGCUUCCCUAAUACCAUCACCGUUGCCAACGAGACGCUUAACAUCACUGAUCACCAGAUGGUUUUCCAACUGGCUGAAGAGAUGAACAAGCUGAACGGCCAUGCAAGCAACUGGAGCGUCGACUUCAUCCCCUGGUACCAAUCCAACAACAACGGACUCUACUACCACAAUGGCAUCAAGCUCGACUCUGGUCUUCCUCCAACCGUAGGUCAAAUAGCAGACAACUCGUCCCUAGCCAUCACGCUCGCAGACGACGACUCCACUACAUCUAUGACCAACAGGCUCAAUGACAUUCUCAGCAAUGACACAUUCACUGCUCUCAUGGCCACGAACAUGCACAAGGCCCACAAAGAGUUCCUUACCAGCGGUCUAGAUGGGCUGCCUGGAGAUCACUGGUCAGAAUUCGGCUUCUUGGUCAACUACCUAAAGGCCAACCUCAAUGAUACCGAUAUACUCUCCGAAGGCUACUUUGAGACUUCGUUUUGGGAUACUCUGUAUGAAGGUAUGUACUUCGAUGCUAGUACUUGGAAGACCAUUGACGGCGGCUUGAGCCGUCUUCCCCUGUCCUUCCACCCACUGGUUGACAACAUUACAACCAUGGACCGCGCAAUCGAGCGCGUCAAGUGGGACGCCGAGAACGAGAAGGUGACGCUUGAGUGGCGCGAGAGCAAGUCCGCCAACCUCACAACUGGCCCUAGUGCCGUCUGGGCGAACGAGACCUUUGAUUACACCGUCCUGGCCCUUCCCUUCUCCGUGAUCCAGAGCUGGCGUCUUCCCUCGCUUCCCGAGACUAUCACCAAUGCCAUCAGCGAAAUGCCGUUCACCGCUGCCUGUAAGGUCGCGCUAGAGUUUUCCUCCCGCUUCUGGGAGCACUACGAGAACCCCAUCUAUGGCGGAUGCUCGACCAGCACCGAUAUCCCCGGCAUCGGCAGCGUCUGCUACCCCUCCUACAACAUCAACGGGACCGGCCCGGCAACGAUGCUCGGAUCGUACAUCAGUGGCGACCAGUGGGGAAACCGCUGGGUUUCCGUCUCGGAGGAGGAGCACGUCCAGUAUGUGCUUGACGCCAUGAUCGAGAUCCACGGCGACGUUGCCGCCGAGCAGUUCACGGGUAACUACAACCGUCGCUGCUGGAUGCUCGACCCCUACGAGAAGGGGAGCUGGGCCAGCCCCAAGGUCGGACAGCACGAGCUGUACAUUCCGGAGUACUUCAAGACCUACAACAAUAUGAUCUUCGUCGGCGAGCAGACUUCCUAUACCCAUGCCUGGAUUUCGUCCGCACUCGAGUCGGGAGUGCGUGGUGCUAUUCAGCUGCUGCUGGAAUUGGGUCUCGUUGACGAGGCUAAGGCUGCUAACGAUAAAUGGAUGGCGAGAUGGAUUGAUGUGUAA
This is a messenger RNA of Truncatella angustata, 2097 nucleotides long. RefSeq names its product L-amino acid oxidase. Gene Ontology annotation, biological process: amino acid catabolic process. The record is from RefSeq and is a predicted model, not a curated record. Gene Ontology annotation, molecular function: L-amino-acid oxidase activity; polyamine oxidase activity. NCBI's taxonomy places the organism in Eukaryota, Fungi, Ascomycota, Sordariomycetes, Amphisphaeriales, Sporocadaceae. The coding region runs from base 1 to 2097 and encodes 698 amino acids. The transcript has 2 exons.